Messenger RNA from Neurospora tetraspora, 2588 nucleotides. RefSeq lists its product as uncharacterized. Gene Ontology annotation, biological process: regulation of transcription by RNA polymerase II; DNA-templated transcription. The transcript is spliced from 3 exons. Lineage: Eukaryota; Fungi; Ascomycota; Sordariomycetes; Sordariales; Sordariaceae. Gene Ontology annotation, cellular component: chromatin. Gene Ontology annotation, molecular function: RNA polymerase II cis-regulatory region sequence-specific DNA binding; DNA-binding transcription factor activity, RNA polymerase II-specific; zinc ion binding. Bases 96 to 2522 code for a protein of 808 amino acids. The record is from RefSeq and is a predicted model, not a curated record.
CGCUGUCCACGUCGAUCCCGUUGCAGCAGUCCGAGUCACCCGCGAGAGGUAGCGAGGCAGCUUCACCACCAGAACCGACAUCCCCCACAUUCAAAAUGCCAGGCGCAAGCGUGGCUGUCGCGCCCACGGCGGCGCCUGCAACGACCACACCAGCACCAACAUCAGCACCAACACCACGAAAGGCGCCGGGCGCUACACAGCCAGAGAGAAAAUACAAGUGCCAGUUUUGUGCGAGGGCCUUUAGCAGGAGCGAACAUCGCAGCCGCCACGAACGUUCACAUACCAAGGAGCGACCAUUCAAGUGUCUCAAGUGCAGAAGCACAUUCGUACGACGUGAUCUCCUCCUUCGACACGAUCGCACAGUCCACGCCAAAGAUGGCGGCAUACCUCUUCACAGCGACGGGAAGCGUCGCGGUGGUCCCAAGGCGGCUCCUCGUCCUGCCACCGGGCCUGCCAAGACCCCCAUGGACAUCGACACUUCAGCUCUUGAGCAGUUAGAAGCCAGUAGUGACGGUAUAUUUGAUGUGGAAACCGCUGCAAUGCUUGUCGCUGACCUUCAACAUAAAGCCACCUCUCAGGCGCGAGCAAAUGGCGCAUCUUACGACGGCAACGGGGCCAUGUCCUUUUCGCAAACCAGCACUCCGACUAUUGAGCCCUCCGUACCCUUCACCAACGGCUCGAUCGGUCUUCCCCAGUGGGACAGCUUUAUCUCCCACGAUUCGAAGGCGCACUCGGUCAUCUCAGGUGCCGGAUCCUUCGAUACGUCACAUCCCAACCAUAUGGCCCCUAUGGGCGGCCAACACAUCAACGGACUCCCGCUUUCGUCGCUUCCAGCUUCAGUGAACGGCACUCCCACUCCCCAGUCGCCAUUCCUGCCGCACCGCACCCAUACUCCUUUGGAUGCUACUCAGGCUCACGCCGGCCAGAAGCCUCCUCCUCCUCAGAUCAACAGCGAUGAGGAGAGGAACAUGAUUCUGGACAACAUCCGUGCCCACGAUGCCGAGCACGCCCUCCCAGAAGGAUUCCGCGUACCGAGCUUGCCAUCGAUUAACCGAUACCUUGCAACAUAUUUCGGCUUGUUCCAUCACCAUCUCCCAUUCCUACACCCGGCUUCGUUCGAGCCCACCCGAGUCUCACCACCGCUCCUUCUUGCCCUUCUCUCCAUCGGUGCCCUGUAUGCUUUUGAUCAGGAGAAUGCUUAUAUGCUUCAUAUCGGGUCGAAGAUCUUGGUAAACCAAUUUCUUCAGCAUAAGGAAAAUUUUAGCUCGCGCAAGUGCCCGCUCUGGACCAUGCAGAGUUCUCUUCUUAACAUGAUUUUCGCCAGCUGGAGUGGUGACCCCAAGGGACUCGAAUGGGCUUGCUCAAUCAAGAGUCUUCUCGCCAACAUGGUUGCUGGCAAUAGAUAUGAGCUGAAGCUUCGCCAAGAGGCUCGUGAAGGACGCCCCCCGACGCGCGCCGAGUGGGUUGAGGAUGAAGGUUGCAGGCGUACUUACUAUGCGGUGUACAUCUUCUUCGGUCUUCUUACCCUGACGUUCAACCACACUCCGGCCAUCAACUUCAACGAGUUCGAGGACCUGCAGCUCCCAGCCACCGAGUUCCUUUGGAACGUCAAGGUUGCUGAUGAAGUGGCGUGGCAAAAGCAUCUCGAGGCGUCUCCUGCCCCGACAUUCAUGGUGGCCCACGAUAACCUCUUCCAGGGUGAGACGCUCACGUAUAGCGCUUUUGGAACGCGUGUUAUGAUCAAUGCGCUCUUCCUGGAAGUUUGGUAUCAUAAGAGGAGUCCCGAGGCUUUGCAGGAUGUGGUGACCGAGUACAAGCUCAGACUCGCCCUUGAGACGUGGGAGAAAUCUCUAGAGUUCUGCGAGCACGAGACAGUAGCGGCCCCACUGCACACGCCUCAAACGGGCCAUCCCUUGAUUUUCAACGCCAAGGCCAUGUAUCGCAACGCGCGUGCUCGCUUGGAGGUGGAUUUGAAGACGGUUCAGGAGGCCCUUCGGUACCACGACUCCUAUGAAGUCGCCGCUGCCAUGUCGAAUGCCCGGGAUCGGGUAAGACGCUCGGACGAGAUGAUCAAGGUCAUCCAGGUCUGCUAUGACUGCAUUGAGACUGCGGUCGACACUGGUGUCCGCUGGGUGGCUCGUACCUCGCCCACAAACUGGAGCAUUGAGCACCCAUUGUGCGGCAUGGACCUCAUGAUCAUUCUCAGCCUCUGGCUCUAUCGUCUGGAACAUGACGAGGAGCAGGCAACGGAAGAGGAGCAGGUCAUGUACAAGCGUGUGCGAGAGCUGUUUACGAGGGGGCUCCAGGAGAAGAUUGACGGCCAUCUUGGCGCUGUUGUCGCGAGACUCUGGGCCUCGAUGCUUGGUGAGGUCGUUGUUUGGGGAAUCACCCGUGUGAUGGCCGACUCAUUCCGCCUUCAUGAGCAAGCUCUCAUCGGUUACGUCGAUGACAUUGAAGCAUCCCCCAGUGUCACGACCCCUUCGAUGACAUCUCAAGGGGCCGAUGAGGACAGCGUGUAUUAGUUGUGACGAAGUUGACGAUCUUAUUUAUGGUUUGUGAGGGUGGGGUUUCGGCAUAUACCUUUUUCG